Oryza sativa Japonica Group (Japanese rice) is the source of this 3467-nucleotide messenger RNA. Its product is annotated as pentatricopeptide repeat-containing protein At4g30825, chloroplastic. Gene Ontology annotation, molecular function: protein binding. Lineage: Eukaryota; Viridiplantae; Streptophyta; Magnoliopsida; Poales; Poaceae. The record is from RefSeq and is a predicted model, not a curated record.
UGUAAUCUCACCACUGAAGCACUGCUGAUCAGCAGCCACCACCACCGGUCACCCCUGCAGGCCUGCAGCUGCUCCAACGGCUUUCCCCCUCCGUCACCCACUCCCUAUCCGCCUAUCCCAUCCCAAAACCUCCUCUCCCCUCCCCCCCCGGCAGCCGCCGCCUCCAAAGUUCUCUGCUUUCGUCACCGCCAGCCUCCCUCCAAGGUAUUGUUCGAUCCGGAGUAGUGAGUCUAUGCCCUUGUCCGGAUCCGAAUGGCUGCCCUGCGGAUCUGCACGCCGGGUGGUGGUGCUCCGGAGGCCAGAAGAGGCAGUCUUGCUGCUGCCGGGAGCGCGGUUCAGCAUGGACCGGAUUUGAUCGGGUUCAGUUCUUGGGUGCUGCCAAUCAGCGCCGGAUAUGCCGUGGACCGGAGGCACGCAGCAGCUGGUGGAGUUGCCGCAUGCCAUGGGCUCUCGUGUGCUGACAGUGGGAGGAGGAAGAAUCAUCCCAGGGCAAGUCUGGUGAAUGGUGUGGUUUCAUCUCUGGAGGACAGUAGCGGCGGGGAGCCUGCGCUAUGCGUAUCUGAUUCACCUGAAGACGCUAGCUCCAGUGGAAAAGUGUUGUCCGAUUUGCGUCGGGACAUGGUGGAUGGUAUUAGUGGUAUUCCAAGAAUUUCUGCGGGAAAGAAGAAGGGGAUGAAGUUCAGGAGAAGAGGGCAGGGUGGAAAUAGAUUGACACGGCGUAGUGCUCCGAGGCGUGCCAGUGGAAAGAGUGGGCAAGAUCAGAGGAUUUUGUUGAGCGAGGAUGAUAUUGCUGCAAUUUUGUCCAGUGUUACCCAUGAAUCUAGCAUCGAGGAGUGCAAUUCUGUUCUCAUCUGUCUCGAGAAGCAUAGUGAUAAGACAGCUCUUGGUUUCUUUGAGUGGAUGAAGGCUAAUGGAAAGCUGAAGGGAAAUGCUGAGGCGUAUCACCUAGCGCUUCAAGCGAUCGCCUGGAAGGAGGAUUGGGAAGCAGCUGGACAGUUGCUUCAUGAAAUGGUUGCUGAUUCGGGUUGCGCUCUGGAUGCUCAAGCAUUUAAUGGGCUUAUAUAUGUUUGUGCCAAACGGAGGCUUGUUGACUGGGGAACAAAGUGGCUUCAUAUGAUGCUUGAAAGAGAUGUGCAGCCGAAUGUGUCUACAGUUGGUAUGCUUAUGGGACUUUACCAGAGGAUUGGGAACCUUCCAGAAGCUGAAUUCACUUUUGCUAAAAUGAGGAAAUGUGGCAUUAAGUGUGUUAAUGCCUACUCAGCUAUGGUUACUUUGUAUACACGGUUAGGCCAUUUUGCCAAAUCUGAGGAGGUUAUUACUCUAAUGAAUAAUGAUGAAGUAGUUCCGAACAUGGAAAAUUGGUUAGUGCGGCUAAAUGCUUAUUGUCAACAAGGCAAAAUGGAAGAAGCUGAAUUGGUAUUGAAGUCCUUGGUAGAUGAAGGAAUUGCUCUGAAUGUUGUGGCAUACAAUACGGUAAUUACAGGUUAUGGAAAAGUUUCUGACAUGCAGAAGGCAAUGGAAGUGUUUGAUAGGCUUAAGAGUGCAGGUUUAGCUCCUGAUGAAACAACCUAUAGAUCAAUGAUUGAAGGUUUUGGUAGAGCAGACAAAUACAAACAGGCAAUUUUGUACUACAGGAAACUCCGAAACUCUGGAUUUAAACCAAAUGCAUCCAACUUUUACACAAUGAUUAACUUGCUAGCAAGACAUGAUGACAGUGAAGGUGCAACAGAGAUUCUCGAGGACAUGCGGGCAGCAGGCUGCCAGUGUUCAUCGAUUGUCACUGUUCUUGUCCGAGCAUAUGGGUCAGUAGGAAGGAUGCAUAAAGUUCUUCAGAUUCUAAAAGCAUGCUUCUAUAAGAAGAUUUUGUUUGAUGCCACCUCAUGCUCUAUUUUAGUAACAGGAUUCGUUCAAAAUUCUCUAGUAGAAGAAGCUAUGCGUGUUUUGCGCGAAAAGAAGUGGAAAGAUUCUGAUUUUGAAGACAAUUUAUAUCAUAUCUUGAUCUGUUCUUGCAAAGAGGCUGGCUGUUGUGAUGAUGCUGUCAGGAUAUAUAAUCAGAUGCCUAAGUCGGCAACACAUCCAAAUCUGCGUAUUUAUUGCAGUAUGAUUGAUGUUUUCAGCAUCAUGGAGAGAUUCACUGAUGCUGAAGCUUUAUAUCUUGAACUGAAAGCAUCAUCCUGUGUUCUUGACAUGAUUGCCUACAGCGUAAUUGUGAGGAUGUAUACUAAAGCUGGGCGACCAGAAGAUGCCUGUUUGGUUUUGGAAGACAUGGAGAAACAAAAGGAAAUAGUUCCUGAUAAGUACCUUUUCCUUGACAUGCUUCGGACUUACCAAAAAUGUGGCCUACUCGAGAAAUUAUCUGAUACAUAUUACUGGAUACUAAAGAGUCAAGUUGAAUUGGAUGAAGCCAUGUACAACUGCAUUAUAAACUGUUGUGGGCGGGCAAUACCGGUUGAUGAGCUCUCAAGAAUUUUUGAUGAAAUGAUUCAACAAGGGCACUUGGCCAACACUGUUACCCUCAAUGUAUUGCUAGACAUAUAUGGAAAAGCCGGGCUUUUUAAUAAGGCAGAAAAGGUAUUUCUCAUGGCUCGCAAGCAGGGUAUGGCAGAUAUCAUAUCAUACAAUACCAUUAUUGCCGCGCAUGCAAAAAAUGGGGAUUUUCGUAGCAUGAUUUAUUUCGUCCAGAGGAUGCAAGAGGCAGGGUUCCCUGUUUCUCUGGAGGCGUACAACUGUAUGCUGGAUGCUUACGGUAAGGCAGGACAGUUGGAGGAGUUUGCUGCUGUUCUGCAAAAAAUGGAGAGAGCAGGAUGCGAGUUUGAUCACUAUACUUACAACAUUAUGAUCAAUAUAUACGGGAGAAAGGGUUGGAUCGAAGGAGUUGCAAACGUUCUUGCGGAGCUAAAGAGCCGUGGUGGCGAGCCAGAUCUGUACAGUUACAACACCUUGAUAAAAGCAUACGGGAUAGCAGGAAUGCCUGAAGAUGCUGUUAAACUGAUGCAGGAGAUGAGGAUUAAAGGCAUUGCCGCUGACCGAGUAACCUAUACUAACCUUAUAGCUGCUCUACAGAGGAAUGAGAAUUUCCUGGAAGCAGUUAAGUGGUCUCUCUGGAUGAAGCAAACUGGAGUUGCUGCAACUCGAACAUGAUGUGCCUAAGAAUUCAGAGUUUUGGUUGCAUGCAAAUUCUGGCAUCCGCACACGUUUAUAUUUCAUCUUUCAGUAGAGUACAUACAUACAUGUGAGUGACAUUGUACAGAGAACUAUUUCUGAUUGUUCUACACAUCCUAUGGGUACCGGAGAUUCAGAAAAACCUCCUACCUUUCCAUUCUCUUACAAGAUGAAACUCAAUCAGUGGAUAGCAAGAUAGGAACUUUUAUCAUACCAAUCAUACAAUUGUAAUUUUUUUACCAGAACUGGUUUGAACUUCUGAUAAUAAUGAUCAAAGAUUCAUUGAGAAACCCAAGUUCAAUGUC